UCAACUUAAUGUUCAGAAGUGAAACGAAGCGAAUUCUAACUAACUGUUUUCUUUCGCGCGAGCAGUUUAUUAUACAAUAGUUUCUGUUUUAAUAUUUCCAGGUUGUCAUGGAAAUUGAAGAGUUCAUCUAUGUUCCUCAAGAUGAUGAAGUCCUAUUUAAUCAGAUUGAUGAAGAUCUUGACCUAGCUUUUGCUUUAUCAUUGCAACAAGAAUUCAGUGAAGAAUCUCAUUCAGCUAACAAACAGGAAGAUUCUGCAAGUUCAUCUGAAUCAAAUUCUAAACCUUUAAGUAUAAUUGAUUCUCAGUGGGAAUUAAUUGAUCCGAAUCCAGAUAUCCAUGCCUUAUUCUUGGAAUUUAAUGCCAAGUUCUUCUAUGGAAAAUUGGAUUCUGUAGAAGUAAGAUGGAGUCCAAGAAUGACAUUGUGUGCUGGUUUGUGCUGCUAUGAAGGUAGAGGUAGAUUAUGCUCAGUCCGCUUAAGUUUACCUUUGCUGAAGCUUCGGCCUCGUAAAGAUUUAAUUGAAACUCUUUUACAUGAAAUGAUUCAUGCAUACUUGUUUGUUACUGCAAAUAAUAAGGAUCAUGAUGCUCAUGGACCUGAAUUUUUAAAGCAUAUGUACAGAAUAAAUAAGGAAGCUGGUACAAGAAUAUCUGUUUACCAUAGUUUUCAUGAUGAAGUGGAUUCAUACCGAACACAUUGGUGGAAGUGUAAUGGACCUUGUCAAAACAAACGGCCAUUUUAUGGCAUAGUCAAAAGAGCAAUGAAUCGAGCUCCUGGACCUAGAGAUAACUGGUGGGCUCAGCAUCAAUCCACCUGUGGUGGUACCUUUACAAAAAUAAAAGAACCAGAUAAUUACAAACAAAAGUCUUUAAAAAGGAAACUUCUAGAAAAAGAUCAGAAAGGAAUAAAAAGUUAUUUUGAAGCUAGCACUUCUAAAUCUGUUUCAUCUUCAUUCAAUUCUACCAAAAAACAUAAAGGAAUAGACAUUAGUGCUAUUCAGUCAAUUCUUGGUAAGGAUGCAAAUAUAGUUUCUGUGAACAGUGGAGGAUCUUUUACCCCUGAUUUACCUACUGUUAAAGAAAUGAAUCCUCCUGUGCCUUUUGCUGGACGAGGCUUCACAUUAGGAUCGUCAUCAUCUGAAACUCCAAGAUCAUUUCUAGCCAAACUUCGAAAAGAUGGACUUUUAAAAUCAAAUAUUUCUACAUCAGUUACUUCUUUAGAAAAGAAAGAAUGUGUUCAGCCAAACAGCUGCAAGGAUGAAGUUGUAAAAAAUUCAGAUACUAAUAAAAAAGAUUCUCCUUGUUCAGCUAGCAACUCUUUAAAUGCUACUCUAAGUACUGUUGAAAAAAGUAAACUUGUACAAAGUUCUUUGGACCAAUUUGUGUCAUCACCUCUCAGAAAUUCAGAAACUGAUGAUGCUCCAACAUUUAGAUCUGUUUCGCAACAAAAUGAGAGCAGUGAAGUUGAGUGCCCAGUAUGUUCAAUCCUUUUACCAAGUGCAGAUAUCAACAAUCAUUUGGAUCAGUGUUUGCUGGCAAAUGGUUAACAAUUUUUAUGUAGAUAAAUACAUUUUAAAUUUACUAUUUUAAAAUCAACAUGCCUUUAAGAAUUUUUGUAUAUUUAUAAAAUUUACAUAAUAAAUCUUUAUCCUUUUAAAUGAGUAAUCAACUUUAUU
Argiope bruennichi is the source of this 1673-nucleotide messenger RNA. RefSeq names its product DNA-dependent metalloprotease SPRTN-like (gene mh). Gene Ontology annotation, cellular component: nucleus. The transcript is spliced from 9 exons. Gene Ontology annotation, molecular function: polyubiquitin modification-dependent protein binding; metalloendopeptidase activity; single-stranded DNA binding. The record is from RefSeq and is a predicted model, not a curated record. Gene Ontology annotation, biological process: DNA repair. The coding region runs from base 108 to 1544 and encodes 478 amino acids. NCBI's taxonomy places the organism in Eukaryota, Metazoa, Arthropoda, Arachnida, Araneae, Araneidae.